AUGAAUCCGUGCCUGAUCGUUCUUCUGCGAUUAACGCAGCUCAUCUUCUCCGCCAUAAUCAUCUCCCUCUCCGUGGUCCUAAUACUAGGCCAACGUGCCGGUGACAGCCCUGUAAUCACCAAAUUCUCAAUAUUCCUCGGCUCCUUCGGACUUUUCAUGUCCAUCUUCGGUGUCUUCUCCCAAAUCUUCGCUGUUCUGCGACAAUCCAAGAUUGUAGGAUCUCUAGAUUUCGUGGUAGCACUCGUUCAAUUCGCUGGUGGUGUCGCAACAGCUGUAGCCCUGGGUCCUGGCAUAAACUCCUGCAGCAACAAACGCUGGCGCGAAACCAAUUCCAUCAUAAACGGCGGAUACAUUGUCGUCAAUGGUCAAAACUUCGUGUAUAAGCAUACACCCUUCGAAUCGCGGUGUCAAAUGGCAUUCGCAAUAACUACCUUUGAAUUCCUGAUCGGAAUGACUUUCGUGAUGUCAGGUGUUGCUAUGGUUUUGGCAGCACAGAAGAGGAAGACUCCGCAGGUUCCUAAAUGGUAG
This is a messenger RNA of Orbilia oligospora ATCC 24927, 528 nucleotides long. RefSeq lists its product as uncharacterized. Gene Ontology annotation, cellular component: eisosome; plasma membrane. Gene Ontology annotation, biological process: eisosome assembly; protein localization to plasma membrane. The record is from RefSeq and is a predicted model, not a curated record. NCBI's taxonomy places the organism in Eukaryota, Fungi, Ascomycota, Orbiliomycetes, Orbiliales, Orbiliaceae. The transcript is spliced from 3 exons. Bases 1 to 528 code for a protein of 175 amino acids.